AGGAAGAAUACAGAGAGAACAAAGACAAAGAACGAGAGGAACGAUAGCAUCAGAGCAGUAAAGGGAGGGAGAUUUAUAAGAAUAAAGUGAGAGAGACAGUAGUGACAACCUAGGAAUGGAUCCCCAUCAGCUCAAAGAUUAUAUCUAUAACUUUAGCCUUGCAGACAGUGCUCAGGGGGGCCGAGGGUACAACCGUGUUCUCCUGCAGCUAUUUGGGUAUACAGGCCAUGGGAAGUCCUCCUUCAUUAACUCCUGCAAGUUUGUCCUGGACGGGGAGUAUAGAACGAUCGCAGAGUCUGGACAGAGAGAAUCUGGAGGUGCUAUGACCAUGGUGAGAAAUGCCUACAAACUAACAGACACCAUCACCAUCGUGGAUAACCGAGGGUUUAAAAAUAUGGACAACAUUGAGAAAAUACAGAUAAACAGCCAAUUGGCAAAUUUACUCCCUCUUAAUCAGGAGGUAAAGUGGGCUGAAGAAUAUGAUGACAUUUUAUGUAUUAUAAAUAAAAAAUCAGACUCCGACUACACCGAUAUUAUUGUUCCUAUAUUUGUUUACAGUGUGAAAACAAACUUGACCAAAGACGAAGACAAUGAAGUAAGAGAGUUCCUUGAAACGUGUCAGGAGAUGACAAGAAUUAACCCUACCAUCGUCCUGACUAAUAAAACCAGUGGUAAUUACAGUAAUGUGGAAGAACGUUUGGGAACCAAACGAGUAUUUCCAGUGGAGAAUUACACUGAGGACAGACAGCUGGCAACACGAGAGAAACACAUAGAUAUAUUGAACAUCAUAAAAAGUGUCUUGGAUGAUGUCAAAUUCAGCUUGGAGCAUGGAAGUGACCCAGAAGAAGAACGCACCGAGCACAUUAAAUUCCUAAUGGGCAUGGCACAUCGUAUUUUUUCGGCCAAGGAACUGGAAAAGAAGGAGGAAGAGGACAGGAAAAAACAGAAAGAAAUGCCAGUUCCUAAUAUAUUUACAAGAAUUUGGAAUGCUAUAUUUUUUGUGCGAAAAUAAGCACAAAAAUAUAGUAUUCAUUUGAACAUGAUGUU
This is a messenger RNA of Pelobates fuscus (common spadefoot toad), 1047 nucleotides long. RefSeq lists its product as uncharacterized. The record is from RefSeq and is a predicted model, not a curated record. Lineage: Eukaryota; Metazoa; Chordata; Amphibia; Anura; Pelobatidae. The transcript has 4 exons. Bases 116 to 1012 code for a protein of 298 amino acids.